AUGGCUGAUGGUAACAAUUAUCGUGCAGGUGAUAGUGGACAGCAAAAUGAUUCAGAUGAUACAACAAGGAAUGAUGAAGAUUCUAGUGCUAGCGGUCAAAGUUCAAUUAACAAUAUUGCAACAAAUGAUGAUAUUAAUCUUAAUUGUAACGCUCUACCUCUACCUCACAAUGAUAUUAACACUUUGAUAAGAAAUAUUAUCGAAAAAAUGAAUGAUAAUAGUUCAUUCAAUCAAAAUGAUGAUUGUUCACAAUCUGAUUAUCCGCAAUCUAUUAUGAAUGCAAGAUAUUCUGAUAAUUCAACAAUAACUUCAGUCGAAACUUUGAGUUGGGAUGAAAUCGAGAAGAAAAAUGAUACGACAGAACAUCCUGCAAGUUCCGAGGAGUCAACAAAUUCGGAAAAUUCAACAAAUUCUGAAAAGUCAUCAAUAAGUUCCGAGUCGUCAACUAGCCUAAUUGAGCCAUCAGAUUCGAAUAAUCUAGCAAAUUUGGAACCUUUGGAAGAACACCCAGAGAAUCCAUCAAAUUUAGGGAAUCCGUUAGAACAUUCGGUAAGUGCGGAGUACUCAACAAACUCAAAGCAUUCAUCAAGUUCUGAAUACUCAACAGGUCCGGAGCAUUUAGCAAAUCAGGAAAAUUCAUCGAGUUCAGAGAAUUCAACAAAUUCAGAAUACUUAACAGGUUUGGAGCAUUUACCAAGUCAGGAAAAUCCAUCAAGUUCUCAUCAUAUGUUGGGUUCAGAAUAUUCAACAGAAUUGAAGCAUCCACAAAAUCCGAAAUGUUCAAUGCAUUCAGUACGUUUGAUAAGCUCAAUAAUACCUGAAAGUUCAGGCCCAUCACGAAAUUUUGAAACUUCUGAAAUUCUGCGAAAUUUGAACAGCCAAGAAUUUUCGACAUCAUUUGAGGAGGAGGAGGAAGGACGAAGGAUUCUCAUUGGUCCUAUUGAUCCAAUGUUGCCAAUAUCAUUAGAUGAUUCAAAGGAAGCUUCAACUGAAACUUCAAAUAACGAUGGUGAUAGCUCAGAAACGGAUGAUAUCUAUCCUUUUUUAACAACUUCUACAACAGAUGCCAAUGUUAUCGAAGAAACUCCUGAAAUUUCUUCUCAACAAUCAUUGAAUAUGAUACCAUAUGAAAUAUUAGCAAAUCCAGAAAAUGACCAACAAACAAUUAUGCGCGGAAAUCCAUUAAUUAUAAAUGAUGAGUCAUAUGUGGAAUAUUUUAUAUGUUCGCAGUAUUCUUCAAGUAGUUCAAGAAAUUCUGAACAACCAUUAGAUGAAGAGAAUUUGUUAGCUGAAACAGAACCAGAAAAUCAACAACCAUCCGUACAACAUUUGGAUAAUCAAGAUAAUGCUAUUUAUAAUAUCAAUGGACUUUAA
Messenger RNA from Loa loa (African eye worm), 1374 nucleotides. RefSeq lists its product as hypothetical. Lineage: Eukaryota; Metazoa; Nematoda; Chromadorea; Rhabditida; Onchocercidae. Bases 1 to 1374 code for a protein of 457 amino acids. The transcript is spliced from 3 exons. The record is from RefSeq and is a predicted model, not a curated record.